UACGAAUUACAAAGAUUAAAAAACAAAACAAAAAAGUUCAGGAAUUUUAGUCUGAUAUGGCCGCUGGCAGAAGAUCUUCCUAAUCGCAUCGGCGAUUGAAGCUUAAUUCGUGUUAACGUCUAACGUAUCAAAUUUUCUACGCCCGUACGCGGCUUUUGGGUAUCUCUGCUGUAUCUUGCAUAAUGGUGAUAAUCUCAGGUUUUUUUUAAUCCUUCGUUUAACGCAGCACUUAGUUCAGUUUGUCAAAGAUUUGUGUUUGUAAAUAGUGUAAUCAAAUUAUAAAAUUCAAUGGUUAAAGCAAUAGAUAAUGCAGCACGGAUAUUAGUCGGUAAAUUCGUACCUUCAAAAGCGAUGCCUGAUAAGAAGUCCGGAAAAAGAGCAACAAAAACCCCCAAAAUAAGUCCCGUACAUCAUUGGUUGGCUCAUCUAAAACAUUCAACAUCUUCAGAAUCGCACAACCUUCUUCAGCAUUCAGGUUUAAUGAAAAACAGGACAAAAUACAGCAUCGUACAUAUAGUCAGGAAUUUACCAAAGGUUUUGAUAAUAGGAAAUAAAAAUUACACCAAGUUUGCAACGAGAUUAAAUUCAAUGCUGUUAUUCAGCAAUGGUGCAGAUGUUUACACUCAUCUGCUGCGUAUGCAGAAACUAGUUUUGCAAUGUCACGAUCAUUUCGUCGAAUACAUGAAGCCCUAUAUUUCACAUAAUAUAUUAAAUCGUCUUCAAGAUAUGUCUUCAUUCAUCCAAGGAACAAUUGAUGAUAUUGACAGUUCUUCUGAUUAUGUCGACACUCGAACGCAGAGAAUAGUUUCGGAUGAUGCAAAUCUAAUAUUAAAGAAACAUUAUUCUGAUGUUGAAAAUAUUAAACGACUCUUUGAAAUGAUGGUGACAGAGAUUUACAAGGUCAUCAUACAAUUUAUGGAAAACUGCACGAGUGAUUUAUUGAAGGACACAAUCAUGCGAGAAAUAUUGCGUCAUUUAGCUGUGGCAUCACAAGGAGAGUUUGUUGCUACGUGCUUAAAACAAGCAAAUGCCGUACCACUGUUCUUGAAGAAUCCAAAAGAAAUAUUUUUCAGGGGAUUACUAAUCAUAUGUCGGUUAGAUUAUGAUUUAUCUAUUUCAAUGUCAUCAAAUGCUGAUCAAUUGUGCCGGGUGGUUGACGACACAAAAGAUGAAGAAGCAAGAAGUCUGGCAUUAGAAAUCCUAAGUAUGAUUGUUAGUCGUGCUUCUAAGAUUUUGAAUGUCGAAAAAUCGAACGGAAAAAUUGGUGUGCAUGAUAUGAAACCUAAAAUUGAUAAGUUGCUUUCUGACAAAUUAUCAGCAAUAGCAUCUCUGGCGACGAGACAAUUAUUCCGUGUUUCUUCAAUAAAUUCAACUCAGGUGUAUCAUUCAACGUUAAAAAUUAUUUGCGGAAUUUGGAGAAUUUCAAACAAGCAAACGAAUGGGACAAACGGCAUUCAUCAAAUAUUAUCAAAAACAGUAGAACCUCUCAUAGCAAGAUUAGACGACUUAGAAGAAAAGGAUGCCAAGACUAGACAUCUUACAUUGAUUGUAAUAGCUAUGCUGGCGCGACACCGAGUUUCUCAAGAAAAAUUGGCGAAAAAAUUCGUCAUUCAAAGAAUUCUCCAAAUUAUGGAAGAUGUCAAUUACAAGAGGACGAACUUCAAUAACAAACAACCAUAUUCUUCAUCCGGUUAUGUUUCAAGCACGGACACAACUUGCUCCACAAGUUGUGAAUCCUUGGUGAAACCUUUCGCUUCCAAACGUAAAAAACAAGUUACUUUUGCAUCGGAUUGUACGCUGGCUUCAACCUUACUACGCCCAGAUGAGGUUGCACCAUCAAUAAACAAUGAAAUAAAAGGAUCUUUACCUGAUUUAAUAAAUCCAACUAUCAACAUACCAAGCUCAUUAAAAAACAGAGAAUGUGAUGCACUACAAAGAAAAACUGUAUCCGAAUCUGAUACGCAGUACGAUCGAUUCAUUCUUCACAAUUGUGCGAUAGCGUUAGUGCGAAUUUGUUUGAAUCACAAUUCAUCUUAUUUUUUGGAUUCUGGAGGAAUUGAAGUCAUAACAAAAAUCUUGAAAACGGAAGACUUGGGAGAAUCAAUAUUGCCAUAUCUGGUGUGCUUGCGUGACAUUGGGAAUAAUAAAGAGGACAUCACGUCACAAGAUGGGUCAACAAUGGACGACGACAUUUCGCGAUCGGGGUCCAUUAUUGAUUGAUUUCCAAAUAAUGACUUGUAUGAAUUGUUUUACACACGAUGGCCUACAAAUCGGAAACACUACCUAAAUUUACUAAUAACAUUUCUUCAAUAAAGUGUUCCUCCAUUUUUUUAAGGAUACCAGUAAAUUAAUUUUUUUUUAAAGAAAAAUAAAUAUGGAUACACGG
This is a messenger RNA of Styela clava, 2386 nucleotides long. RefSeq lists its product as uncharacterized. NCBI's taxonomy places the organism in Eukaryota, Metazoa, Chordata, Ascidiacea, Stolidobranchia, Styelidae. The record is from RefSeq and is a predicted model, not a curated record.